AUGGAGAAAGUCUCACAAUUGAAAGACCAGGGCAACAAGGCGCUGAGUGCAGGGAAUAUUGACGAGGCUGUCCGUUGCUACACUGAAGCCUUGGCCCUCGACCCCUCAAACCAUGUCCUCUUCAGUAACCGCUCGGCUGCACACGCUAAAAAAGGCAACUAUGAGAGCGCCCUCCAGGAUGCCUGUCAGACCAUCAAGAUCAAGCCUGACUGGGGCAAGGGUUACUCCCGCAAAGCAGCAGCGUUAGAGUUUCUUGGCCGGUUGGAGGAUGCUAAAGCAACUUACCUAGAGGGACUCCGACAAGAGCCAAGUAAUCAGCAGCUCAAGGAGGGUCUGCAGAACAUCGAGGCCCGGCUAGCAGAGAAAAAGAUGAUGAACCCCUUUGCAAUGCCCAACUUGUUUGAGAAGCUGGAGAGUGAUCCUCGGACACGUGAGCUGAUGUCAGAUCCAAGCUAUAGAGAAUUGUUGGAGCAGCUCAGGAACAAACCAUCAGAGCUUGGCACGAAGCUGCAGGAUCCCAGAGUGAUGACCACACUCUCAGUGCUGCUGGGACUAGACCUGGCUGGGAUGGAGGAGGAGGAGGAGCCCACUCCCCCUCCACCCCCCAAACCAAAAGAGACUCAGCCACCUCCUCCUAAAGAGGAAGACCUACCUGAAAACAAGAGAAAGGCCUUGAAAGAAAAAGAGCUUGGGAAUGCUGCAUAUAAGAAGAAGGACUUUGCUAAUGCACUGAAACAUUAUGAAGAAGCAAUCGGUCAUGACUCAACCAACAUGACUUACAUUUCUAACCAAGCAGCUGUGUACUUUGAGAUGGGAGACUUUGAGAAGUGCAGAGAGCUGUGUGAGAAGGCCAUCGACGUGGGCAGAGAGAACCGAGAGGACUACAGACAAAUUGCAAAGGCCCUGGCUAGAAUUGGCAACUCAUACUUCAAGCAGGAGAAAUACAAAGAAGCAGUUCAGUAUUUCAACAAGAGUUUGACAGAGCAUCGCACCCCUGAUGUCUUGAAGAAAUGCCAGCAGGCAGAGAAAAUCUUGAAGGAGCAGGAGAAAUUAGCCUACAUCAACCCCGAGGUCGCCCUGGAAGAGAAGAACAAAGGCAAUGAGGCCUUCCAAAAAGGAGACUAUCCCUUAGCCAUGAAACAUUACACUGAGGCCAUCAAGAGGAACCCCAACGAUGCCAAGCUCUUCAGUAACAGAGCUGCCUGCUACACAAAGCUGUUGGAGUUUCAGCUUGCCCUGAAGGAUUGUGAAGAUUGUAUCAAUCUGGAUCCCGCCUUCAUAAAAGGCUACACACGCAAGGGAGCAGCUUUGGAAGCCAUGAAAGAUUAUUCUAAAGCUAUGGAUGCCUAUCAGAAGGCUCUGGAGCUUGAUUCAUCCUCAAAGGAAGCCACAGAAGGCAUUCAGCGCUGUGUGAUGAGCCAGGCAGUUAGGAACGACAGCCCCGAGGAGGUGAAGAGACGGGCCAUGGCCGACCCCGAGGUUCAGCAGAUUAUGAGUGACCCAGCCAUGCGUAUGAUCCUCGAGCAAAUGCAGAAGGACCCUCAGGCGCUCAGCGAUCACCUAAAGAAUCCAGUUAUUGCUCAGAAGAUUCAGAAACUCAUAGAUGUGGGACUGAUAGCCAUACGGUGAUGAGGGAAAAGAGCCAGAUGCGUGAGGAAACUUCAAGACCACAGUGGAACAAAUGCAAUUCCCUCCAAAUAUUUCUUCCUCCUUUGCCUUCAAUUUGAAAGUUUUAUUGUCCUCAGUCUUUCUGACUUUGACCUGUAUUUUUUUUUUUUUGUUCGUUUUUUAAUCAGUCUCACAUCUUUUUCAUUGUAUUGACAAAAGCAUCUUUAUGUCAUCUGCAAACCUGAGGACUCCAGAACACUUCCUCUGAAAAAACUGGAUUAAUGUCAACAUGUUAUUAAAAGUACACAUCAAAAUGCAGUACACCACACAUCUGUGUUUACAGGGCAAAUCCACCCUAAAACGGUUCAUGUUAUUCCUGCCAGUGCUUUGGACACAGAUCAGGCAAUCAAACAGAAGAAGGAAAAAAUUAUUACAUGAGCCAAAAUAAUAAUCUAAUGUUCUGAAAGAAUGUCACAAUGUGAAAAUGCCAUUAUUAGUUAUAACCUCUUUUUUCCCCUCCCCUGUUCUCUGAAAGGCUUGGAUAAACAUGCUGCUUGGAAGACACAAAACAUACAGCUUUUUAUUCCUCACUGCUCCCUCUUGUCCUCCCUCAGCAAAACACUUAGUAAUUCUUGUAAACACAUUGUCCAUUUUUACUCCAGUCCAAAUCAUUUGAAAUGGAUUAUUUUCAAGCCUCGAUUUCUUUGGUAAGGCAGUUUACGUUUGUGUGCGUGUGCGUGUGUGUCUCAACACAAUUCUGGUUGAAAUAGUUCCAUGAAAAGGAGUGAUUCUUUAUUCUGUCAUUAGGGGUCAUUUUCUGGAGCUGCUCCACUGAUUGCAGACUGUGGGAAACUGACCAAAUUGGUGAUAUGAACAAGUAAUAAAUAAGGCACUUGUGUAUGCUAUUACACCUAACAGUACUUAUUUUACACAGUUUCUUUUGCUCUCAAAGCCUAAAAUAGAAAUUGCCCAUAACAUUUUCAAAAGGUGUGUCCGAGGAGCUCUGUCCUACAACUGUCUCUGCUCAGUCGUGAAGCACGGUGCAACUCAAUAUCAUAAAUAUGUGCACAUUGGGACUAAGAGGAACAUUUAAUGUACCUGUUGGAUUUGGGUAAAUAGUAAGUGGUAAGAACACUAUGCAAAUCUGUCAUUGGACAGGUAUAUUGUUACUGAUAGAAGAUUUUAGGAGGUUGGAGUCAUCAUUUUGUUUUUAACACUGUUUAUUAAGGUGCCCAAGCAGCCAUGUUAAUAUUUCAAGCCCAGGCCCAAAGCAUUUACUUACAAACUGAUGAAAUUAUCUGGAAGUAAAGCCCUUUCACUAGCUGAAGCAGAGCGAGGACUGUCAGAAGUCACACACUGAUAAUUAUAUUGAAAUCGCUCUGCUCUCUGCACAAGAUCAUAAUGGGUUUCGUCUGACAGUCUUGGAGAACCUAUUUGAUGGCUCUUACACGCAUAAAAUAUUGUAGAGAUUCAUAACCAGCCAAAGAGCCAUCUCACAGCAUUGUAAUGACUAAGGAUCCAGUGGGGUUGGACCAUUGUAAAUACAUUACAGGGAACAUUGCCAUUACAUUACAAUGAGCAGGUGUAUUAAAAAUAUUGUAUACAGUAGAUUCAUGCUGGUCUCAUUUUGGGUUGUCAAGACUGAAAUGACAACCACUGACCAAAGUGUCAUGACUUGAAUUUGUCCAUGUAAUAGGAAUAAUCUGACUUCUGGUUAUAGGGUGGAUUUAACUUUACUGGUUCACGGAUUCAUGAGUUCAACACUUAAUGUUGCAUUUUUCAUGAUUGUUGGUCUGUCUUGAUGUCCCGAAACCUCAGCACGGCAACCUGUUUGUACCACUGAGGAGGAAAAGCAAGUUCAAAACAUUUUAAAUAACCAGUACAGACUUGUUGGUGCUUUAAGUUCUGAUGUCAUAUAAUUUAUUGGUUUUAGAGGCAGUGAAAUUUACUAAGUGCUAGUAUAACUAUUGAGUAGUAUGCCACACAUGGCUCCAAAUUCCUCACAAUCUCUGUUCAUAAUCACAUCUUCAUCCUGUGAUUUCUUGUGGUCAGAGAUGUUAAAUAUGGAUGGGUUUCCACAGAGCCUGCAUAUGUUUAAGCAUUUCCACAACAGCCUUGCUCCAUCUGGAAUAAUUCACUUGUGCCACAACCUAAGUACAGCAGAAAUAGGGGCGAGGGAGGCCGGCAUUUCUAUCAUUUAAGUACCAUUGUAAUAACAGCCAGCACAUGAAUAAUGUGGCACUAUAAGUGAUGUAAAAGAAAACUGUAAUGUACGAGUGGAAAUUGCUCCUGUUCUGCAAAAUAUAUCUGAAUGUAUUGA
Myripristis murdjan (pinecone soldierfish) is the source of this 3928-nucleotide messenger RNA. RefSeq names its product stress-induced phosphoprotein 1 (gene stip1). The record is from RefSeq and is a predicted model, not a curated record. The coding region runs from base 1 to 1629 and encodes 542 amino acids. NCBI's taxonomy places the organism in Eukaryota, Metazoa, Chordata, Actinopteri, Holocentriformes, Holocentridae. Gene Ontology annotation, molecular function: Hsp90 protein binding. The transcript is spliced from 14 exons.